CCGUCGCACGGCUGGCAGAAGGGCGUUAGCUCGAAUUUCGGGUCAAAAAUCGAUUUUUGAUAUUUCAUGUCAUUUAAUAGAGUUUUCAAAGCUCUUUCAAAUGAUGUGAUCGAGACAGCAUAAAACGAAGUAAAUGAUUACGUAAUCGACAAUAGUAAAAGGGCGUUAGCACAAACUGGCAGAUAUCGCGCUAAGCAGAAGGGCGUAAGCCCUCUACGCCCUUUGCAAAUUGGGCGCGAGCGUAAAUUUUGAUCAAAGCAGAAGGGCGUUAAUCGCCGGUUAUCGCGAAGCUGACGUCUGCUAGGCCUGUGGAUUUGCACAGCUAGGCUACAGCAUGGAGCAAACAACAGAAUUGCUGGUUCAGUGGAAAAAAGAUGGCUCCAAAAACGUGGUAGUGUAUGGAGAUAUUCAAUGUCCCUGUAUUCCAAUAAAAGGGACAAAAGUCUUCAUGCCUUGGAAAGGCAGGAGAUGGGAGGGAGUUGUCCUGGCAGUGGAUGAUGAGUCUGAGGAAAGUGAUGAUGACAGCAUACCACUUGCUCAACUAAUAAUUAAAGACCGUGUACCUCUACCAGAUCAACCAAGGCUUGACGUUGGAGAUGUCGGUGUCACAAUGACAGUCAUGCCUUGGAAAGGCAAUAGAUGGGAGGGAGUUGUCCUGGCAGUGGAUGAUGAGUCUGAGGAAAGUGAUGAUGACAGCACACCACUUGCUCAACUAAUAAUUAAAGACCAUGUACCUCUACCAGAUCAACCAAGGCUAGACGUUGGAGAUGUCGGUGUCACAAUGACAGACCGUGUACCUCUACCAGAUCAACCAAGGCUUGACGUUGGAGAUGUCGGUGUCACAAUGACAGACCGUGUACCUCUACCAGAUCAACCAAGGCUUGACGUUGGAGAUGUCGGUGUCACAAUGACAGACCGUGUACCUCUACCAGAUCAACCAAGGCUUGACGUUGGAGAUGUCGGUGUCACAAUGACAGACCGUGUACCUCUACCAGAUCAACCAAGGCUUGACGUUGGAGAUGUUGGUGUCACAAUGACAGACCGUGUACCUCUACCAGAUCAACCAAGGCUUGACGUUGGAGAUGUUGGUGUCACAAUGACAGACGUGCCUCAUGAAGUUCAGAUGUGUGAACAUUUCACAUGUUUACAUGAAGUGUUUAGUACAUGCUCCCAGUGUCUUGUUUUCCUGUGUGAACACCACUUUAAAGAGGACGACCCAUGUGCAAACCACAAUAACUAUGCUCAUCUACUUCAAAUUCCGGAGAGGCUUUCAGAAGAUCAUCCAGUGAUCGACACAGUUCUGGAAUUGAUGAUGGACGUUCCCUUAGCAAUCGAAGUGCAGGAGACAGUUGACAUAGUUCCAGAGAGAGUGGCUUCUGCCUAUCACACCAUCAAUGCUGAAGUGGAACCCGAUCUACACAGAGAUAUUGGAGAACGUCCUGAACAAUGUGAGAAUAAGAAAGCCAGGAAACGUUUUGCAGAUCCAAACAGCUGGCAACAAAACGUCCAGAGGAAGAAUCGCAACCUGGGCCAGGCAUAUACCUCAAGAGAUGGGAAGCAGAGGGAGGUGAGAGAGAUGGGUCCAUGCUGUCCCAAUUCAUGUAGGUUCAAAUGUUCAGAGAGUAUUACUGCAGAUGCGAGGGAAAAAAUCUUCAAAGAUUACUGGGCAACAGGAUCUUAUGAACAACAAAGAGAUUUCAUUCGACAGUGUGGGUCAGAAAAGAAAAAGGGGAAAAAACAUGGUUCAAAGGAGAAGGCAUCACGCAUCACCAGAAUAUAUUCUCUCCCUAUAGACGGUCAGAGAAUUGAAGUGUGCCAGUUCUAUUUCAUUAACACUUUGGCUAUCUCCCAGAAGACAGUGCGAUACACCCUUGCCCAAAAGGCUAAUUUUGCGCAAGAUAAGAGAGGGCAUCAUCAGCCACAUAAUAAAACCAAUGAGGCUGAACUCGAUUGUAUCAGGGCCCACAUCCAGAAGUUCAAAGUUGUCCCCUCUCAUUACUGCAGGAGUACGACAUCGCGUCAGUACCUCCCUGGCAAUCUUAGUGUUAAUAAAAUGUAUGACAUGUAUGUAAAGGAAACUGUAAAUCCUAAAUCCCUGACCACAUAUAGAUAUGUGUUCAAUAGUGAGUUCAAUUUAGGCUUCCAUGCGCCUAAGAAAGAUGAAUGCAAGAAAUGCACAGCCUUUGAUAAUGCCUCACCAAAUGAAAAAGAAGGCUUGAAAAAAGACCAGGAUGAUCAUGUUCACAAUAAAAUCAAAGCCAGAGAGGAGAAAGAGAAGGACAAGCAGCGUGCAAGCAAGGACGACAGUUUUCAAUCAUUUACUUUCGACUUACAGCAGGUUUUGUCAACCCCUUCCUGUAAUGCUUCCCUUCUUUUUUACAAGAGGAAGCUGUCAACAUAUAACCUCACGUUAUACAAUCAAGGAAAUGGCGAUGGCCAUUGUUUCUUGUGGAGCGAGAUUGAUGGAGGGAGAGGUUCUUGUGAGAUAGGCUCAUGCCUUGUCAAUCAUCUUGAAGGGCUGCCUGAUUGUGUUGACCAUGUCACUCUUUUCAGUGAUUGCUGUUCUGGGCAGAACAGAAACAAGUAUGUUGCUGCAGCAUUACUCUAUGUUGUACGUACUUCUUCUCUUUCUGUUAUUGAGCAGAAGUUUCUCGAAUCUGGUCAUACGCAGAUGGAGGUUGACAGUAUGCAUAGCGCCAUAGAGACGGUCAAGAAGAAAGUCCCUGUGUACCACCCUGACCAGUGGGCAACUAUUGCUAGUCUGGCUAGAAGGAACAAGCCCUAUCAUGUCACACAACUUCACCAUCAUGAGUUUGUGGAUCUCAAAAGGCUCGCUUCAGAGCUUCUCCAAAAUACUGUAAAGGACAUUUCAGGUGAUCGUGUCUACUGGACCAGAAUCAAGCACCUGAAAUUUGAGAAGCAGAACCCCCAUGUGAUGCAGUUUAGGUACUCAUUUGAGGAAGAGAUGCGAGAGAUUAGGGUGUCUUCCUCCCGCAAGAUGAGUAACUUGAGACUUGAAGUUCUUCAUCAUGAUCUGCUCAAGAUCAGUGCAGUCAAGAAGGCUGACCUUGUUUCCUUGUGUGACCAGAAUGUCAUACCUCUUGCAUACCAGGCAUUCUACAGAGCUUUGCCAGCCUCUGAUGAUGAAGACUUGGAGACAUUCCCAGAAGAAUGAUCUGUUAUUUCGUUGUUAUGAGGAACUCAUGAAAAGUAUAGUUUCUUGAGGUGCAUCACAUGUUGUUUCCUUGUUGCGAAGAAUAAUAUUUUAAUAAGUUUUCAAGUAGUCUGAAAUACCAAUUGCAUUAUUCACUUUGUCAGUUUAUUGUGGAAGAUUUAGUAGUUGGAGGUAUUGUAAUGAAUUCACCAAUUAUUAUUGUUAAGUUUGUCUGCUGUGUCUGUUAUAUUGAUCAUUGCAUAAAAGCAACAUAAAAAAAAACAUUAUUGAAGUAAUGACAAAUCACCAUACACUAAGACACUGACACAGUGCUCUGUUACAAGAUGUGUAAAUGGGUUAUGUUAUAACUUUAAUCUGAUCGAAGUACAA
This is a messenger RNA of Strongylocentrotus purpuratus (purple sea urchin), 3544 nucleotides long. RefSeq lists its product as uncharacterized. The coding region runs from base 335 to 3175 and encodes 946 amino acids. The transcript is spliced from 14 exons. The record is from RefSeq and is a predicted model, not a curated record. NCBI's taxonomy places the organism in Eukaryota, Metazoa, Echinodermata, Echinoidea, Camarodonta, Strongylocentrotidae.